AUGUGGCAGCUUUUAGCAGCAGCCUACUGGGUGCUUCUUCUUGGACCUAUACAUGGUUAUCACAAGAAAGGAGGCAUCACAAAUCCUGAGGCUACUAUGAAUAUUAGCCAGAUUAUUUCCUACUGGGGUUAUCCUUAUGAAGAGUAUGACGUUGUGACCAAGGAUGGUUAUGUCCUCGGAAUUUACAGGAUUCCCCAUGGAAGAGGAUGUCCAAGAAAAACUCCAAAGCCUGUCGUGUAUUUGCAACACGGGUUAAUUGCGUCUGCCAGUAACUGGAUUUGCAACCUUCCGAACAACAGCUUGGCUUUCCUUCUGGCAGAUAUCGGUUAUGACGUGUGGCUGGGGAACAGCCGGGGAAACACUUGGUCCAGAAAACACUUGAAAUUUUCACCCAAAUCACGAGAAUUCUGGGCCUUCAGUUUGGAUGAGAUGGCUAACUACGACCUUCCAGCCACAAUCAAUUUUAUUGCAGAGAAAACGGGACAAGAGCGACUCUACUACGUGGGCCACUCCCAAGGCACCACCAUCGCUUUCAUAGCAUUCUCUACAAAUCCAGAGCUGGCUAAAAGGAUUAAGAUAUUUUUCGCAUUGGCUCCAGUCAUCACGGUGAAAUACACCCAAAGUCCUAUGAAAAAAUUAACAACUCUUUCCAGAAAAGUAGUCAAGGCGUUUUUUGGUGACAAGAUGUUCUACCCUCAUACCUUUUUUGACCAAUUCAUUGCCACCAAGGUAUGCAACCGGAAGCUAUUCCGUCAUCUCUGCAGCAACUUCCUGUUUACUUUGAGUGGAUUUGACCCAAAAAACUUAAACAUGAGUCGCUUGGAUGUUUAUUUGGCACAGAGCUCUGCGGGAACAUCUGUGCAGACCAUGCUGCACUGGGCCCAGGCUGCUAAUUCUGGUCUGUUCCAAGCUUUUGACUGGGGAAACCCUGAUGAGAACAUGAUGCACUUUCACCAGCUCACACCUCCCUUGUACAACGUGACCAACAUGCAAGUGCCCACAGCUGUGUGGAGCGGAGGACACGACCGUGUGGCUGACCUCAAGGACGUUGAGAAUUUACUGCCCCAAAUUCCCAGGCUUAUUUACUAUAAGUUGAUUCCACACUACAAUCAUGUGGAUUUUUACCUCGGACAGGACGCACCGCAGGAAAUUUACCAAGACCUUAUUAGACUGAUGGACGGAUGUUUGCAAAAUUAA
Molecule: messenger RNA, 1197 nt
Organism: Prionailurus viverrinus (fishing cat)
Lineage: Eukaryota; Metazoa; Chordata; Mammalia; Carnivora; Felidae
Gene: LIPK
Product: lipase family member K
Exons: 9
Coding region: 1-1197 (398 amino acids)
Cellular component (GO): intracellular membrane-bounded organelle
Molecular function (GO): hydrolase activity, acting on ester bonds
Source: RefSeq, a predicted model, not a curated record